This is a messenger RNA of Tachysurus fulvidraco (yellow catfish), 7537 nucleotides long. It is a transcript of the gene tnrc6c2, whose product is annotated as trinucleotide repeat containing adaptor 6C2. Gene Ontology annotation, molecular function: RNA binding; protein binding. Lineage: Eukaryota; Metazoa; Chordata; Actinopteri; Siluriformes; Bagridae. The record is from RefSeq and is a predicted model, not a curated record. The transcript is spliced from 20 exons. Gene Ontology annotation, biological process: positive regulation of nuclear-transcribed mRNA poly(A) tail shortening; miRNA-mediated post-transcriptional gene silencing. Gene Ontology annotation, cellular component: P-body; nucleoplasm. The coding region runs from base 1142 to 5584 and encodes 1480 amino acids.
CUUUGUGAGGAGUAUGGCAUUAAAGGCAGAUCGACUUCAGUCCCGUUGAUUGUGAACGCUUCCGUUUCGGAUCCUCCCUGUUUACAGCCGGAUAUUUACACACUUUCUGUCACAUUUCUGGAUUUUAUCUCGAUAUGUUUCCGACUUGAUCGUGUUCGUGAACCGAACGAGGUUUAAAGCUGAAGCUACAUAUCUGUCCUUUUGCACUUUAUUGUAGCUUAGCUUAGCUUAGCUUGUUAGCAUCGUCGGAGGUUUAAAUGUCAGACGCGCUUCGUCCUGCUGUUUAUUUCUGUUAGUUUUCAUAUAAAUUCAUUUUCUUUUCUUUUUUAUUUUCCCUUAUUAUUAUUCUUAUUAUUCAGGAAUAAUAACAGAGUAAUUACCACGAUUCUCCUGCUGUUCUUUAUUAUUAUUAUGAUUACUGUCAUUAUUUCACACACGACAUAAAUAUACAGCUGAUGACCAACUAACUGUUACUUAAACCGUAUUUUCUGCGUGUUUACAUUAAUAUCGGUGUAAAUUCGCACGCAUUCGUUUUAUUUCCGUCAUUAAGCUUCUUGAAGGCUGCAGGAAAUCGAGGCACUUGUUUAUUUCUGCUGCUGUUCAUUAUUAUUAUUAUUAAGUGUUAUUCCUCAUUAAGACCUCUUAUAACGUCAAGCUGCUUUCUAAAUGCCUUUCUUUUGUAAACAUUUUUAAUUGACUAUUUUUUCGGACCCUUUCGGAUCUGAUGUUAAACGAUUUGCGACGACAAAUGAAUAAGUAAAUAAAAUAAAACCCGCCCCUGACACCGUGCUGCAAAAAGAAUCAUCCACUUCCUGUAUAACAGCACUAAUGGCAGCUCAAGCACUUCCUGUUCCUCUGUUUCCCAUAAGACCCUGCAGUUUUCUUCUCAUAAACACUCCAAAGAAAUUCCUCCACUAAAGAGGAAUUGUGUCAACACAUCAACCGGCACUUCACAGUGCUGCCCAAUCAGAGUGGCCUGGAAGCCCAGCAUGAGAAUUUUCUCCGUGGCGACCAAACCACAUCCCGCAGCAUCCGUACCGAUCGCAAUCGAGUGAUCAUUGAUGACAAGGACACUAAACGUUCUUCAGAAUCAUUAGAAUGUGUCGUGGAUGCUGACACAUCAACGUUCGUGAAUAGCAGCAUGAGUAUGGCUACAGGAGCUAGCCAGCACAGUCACUACCCAAUCAGCAAAGCAAGUGUUAAUCACUCCUCGAGUAUGUUCUCUAGUCCUAGUGGCCCCAACAGGGGUUGGGUCUCUGAGGGCAAAACCGAUUUGUCCAUGGGUACCAGAGGCCAGUCUAAUUGGGGCUCUUCAAAUAUAAACCUGAACCCCAGCGCUAACCCUGCCGCAUGGCCCAUACUUGGACAUGAGGGGCCUGGGGUGGGGACCAGGCCUGGGGGUAUCGGUGGGUCAAAUUCAGUCUCAUCCAAUGUCUGUGGUCCAGGGGGCAUCGCACCAAUUCAAGGCACCAAUGGAAAUGGAAACCUUGUAGGAGACUGUGCUUGGGGAAAUCCAGACACUCCAGAGCAGCACCAAUCCCCAAAAAGCAUGACUUUCAGCAUGGAGCCCCCAAACCUUAAAACCGAUGGACUGAACACUAAAGCAGAGCCCAUGAGCCCUGUGGAUGGUUGGGGGCGAAAUAUGAGUCAGUCUCCCACUGAGCCAACCACUGGAGAUGGUACUGCUCGGUGGGGUAAAGGAGACACGAAGAGUGGAGAAUCCAAAGACUCUGGCUGGGAUUCUGGUGGCAUCUCCUCUUGGGGGCAGGGGGGAGGUGAUGCAAACUGGGGCCACUGGAACAAACAGUCAGGCACAGAAGGUGCUGGGUGGGAUACAAAUGAUGGUCCCAUUCAAGAGUCAAUGAAUUCCUGGGGGACUGAUGCUCCAGGCAGUGAAGGUAGCAAGGACAGCAAUGAAGGACGUGACGGGCAGCGUGAAAGGUCCUCCAGUAUGGAUGUUCCACUUCUGCCUAGACCGGACCUAGAUCCUCGUGUGCUGUGCAAUUCUGGCUGGGGUCAAACCCCUGUUCUGCAGCACACAGUCUGGGAAAUGGACGAAAAACUUGGGGCCAAGGAUGAUGGUGGCACUGAAGCUUGGGGUACUUCCUCUAAUGCACCUUCAACUGGAUCACCACCUCAAGCAGGAUGUGCCAACACCAAACUAAAUGUGCCUCCUAGGAUGGACUCUGGGAGCAAGUCUGAGGCGCUUUCUCGGGUUAUGUCAACACCACGCUGGGGAGGAUCAUCCUCACCAACAAAUCAGGCAAGCACUGGGUGGGCAGAGCCACCUGCUAAUAAGAAAGUGUCCAAUGGCUCUGUUGGUAGUUGGGGAGAGCCAAUGCCAGAUGGCCCCAGCACCAACAGUUCAGGUGGCCAGUUUUGGGGCUCACAGGACAAAUCUUCAAACUGGGAUGAUGGUCCUUCCCAAGUAAAGUCACAACCUGGAGGAAACGGGCCUAGUUCUUCCUCGGGGUGGGGUAAUUGUGCAAGUGGAGAUUGGGGAGAGCCUUCAGAAGGAAAGAUGGAAGGUUCUCGUAGUUCCUCUUGGGAUGGAGAUGGCGGGAGCUGGAAGGAAUCCCAGAAGGGCUGGGGAAAAGCAGCUCCACUGGGAGGUGAAAACUGUCGUGACUCCCAACACACAAAUGGUCCUGUACAGGGUUGGGGUGGAAAGAGUCCUCAAGAGCCCAUGGGGUCUUGGGGUGGCCCAAAUUCUUUGAAGCCGAGUGGUUCUAGCUGGAGGUCUGCAGGAAGGCAGGAUCCAGGGGAUGAGUCUACAGGCUGGGAAGAACCUUCCCCUUCGUCAAUUCGAAGGAAAAUGGAAAUUGAUGAUGGAACCUCCACUUGGGGAGAUCCAAAUUCCUACAGGGCCUGUGUAAAUAUGUGGGACAGAAAUAACCCCUCCUCCCAGGGCAACCCCAGCAACAACGGAGGUAACAGCAUCAACCAUACAGGUCCAAACCACCAUAGCCACGGUCAGACCCCGAAGCACUCCGAUGGCAACAAUGGUCCAUCUAACCAGCUAGGACCUUCACAAAACAGGAUGCCCAAGAUGAAUCCAGGCUGGGGGGAACUCCCCAACAUUCAGCCCAAAUCUGAGUUCCGCGGAGAACCGGAUUCCUCGAACCCCACAGUGGAUAACGGCACCACAGCAUGGGGGAAGUCGCCCAAAGCUGCUGGAGUCUGGGGAGAAAACAGCCACGAAUCCACUGGAUCCUUUAGCAGAGGCUCAGGAACCUCCAAAGCAGCCCCCAAAUCUAUGCAGGACAGCUGGGGGUCCGGCGGGGAGGAGAUCGGCAUUACCGGCAGCCAGUGGGAUGCUGAGGAUGGGGACAUGUGGACCAGCCCCACCUCCCAGGACAACACUUCUUCCUCUAGUUCUUGGAACCAGCCCAAGAAAGGAGUACAGAAGGGGAAAAUGCCAACCAAACAGGAUGAAGUUUGGAUCAUGAACCGACUGAUUAAACAGCUCACAGACAUGGGCUUCCCUAGGGAUCCUGCAGAGGAGGCACUGAGAAGUAACAACAUGAAUCUAGACCAAGCUAUGAGCGCUCUGCUAGAGAAAAAGAGCGAUGGAGAUAAACGAGGGAUGAGGACGCUGUUGUGUCGCCCCCCUAACCUCUCAAAAGACUUGUCACUGGACCGAAACACCUUUCUAGACAAGGACGGUGGAUUAUCAGAUGACACGCCCACAUCACCCUUUAUUCAUUCUCCUGGCCUCAAACUGACCAAUAGCAGCCUUCCUAGCCAUGGCAUGGGCGGAGUCUCACCAGGACUAAUGCAAAACCUAAACAGUAGACAGAUGAACGGAAUGUUUGGCAGUAAUGGAGCAGCACAAUCCAGGGCUCCACCCCCUCAAGCACUAAACUCCACCCAUCAUCCCCCACUACGUGCUCAAGUGCCUCAGUUUCUCUCCCCUCAGGUUCAAGCGCAGCUCUUACAGUUUGCAGCAAAAAACAUUGGCCUGAAUCCUGCACUUUUAACUUCACCGAUAAACCCUCAGCAGAUGACCCUGCUUUACCAACUCCAACAACUGCAGAUGGCAUAUCAGCGUUUGCAGAUUCAGCAGCAGAUGAUGCAAGCUCAGCGAAAUGUUUCUGGUUCCAUUAGACAACAGGAGCAGCAAGUUGCACGUACAAUCUCCAACAUGCAGCAGCAGAUUCAGCAGCACCAGAGGCAGUUAGCUCAGGCCUUGUUGAUGAAGCAGCAGCAGCACCAGGCCUCGUCCUCUCACUCUUACUCCAGCCUCGGCAAGCCAAACCUGGACACCUUCCCAGGAAACUCCCAGGCUUCGACAGGCCUGUCCCUGUCAGACCUGCACACCAAAGAGCCGCACACGUCUCCGAGCUCCUUCAGCCAGUAUCCUCUGUCUGGAAUGAAUGGGAGUGUAGGUGUGAGCUGCAUGGACGCUCUGAAGGACACUCAGCCUCAGCCUCAGUCUCGUUUGUCCCAGUGGACUCACACCAGCUCCAUCGACUCCAUCAGCACCACCACCAGCCCCAGUGCUCCGUCCUCGAGCCACGCUGCCAACAUUAAACCUGUGAUGGAGGAUUCUUUUAGUGCUUAUAACCUGAUGUCCAGCUGCCAAUCUCCCAGCAGCCCCAUGGGGGCACCAGAGAGCUGGCCACCGGGCAAAAACACUAAUGACAAAAUGGCCAACGGGACAAAUGUCAACUGGCCUCCAGAGUUUUGUCCAGGAGUUCCCUGGAAAGGUCUGCAGAAUAUCGACCCCGAGUCUGACCCCAACGUGACCCCAGGAAGUGUUUCUGGCUGCCCCACUAUCAACACCAACAUUCAGGACGUUAACCGUUACCUGCUCCGGGACAGGAAUGGAGGUAAACUGUUAGACAUGAAGUCCACCUGGUCCACAGGUUCUGUCUCACACACUCAGGCUUCACUGUCUAAUGAGAUGUGGAAGAUCCCUGUGAGUGGGCGGAGCUCUGGAACUGUGCCCCGCCCCCCGCCUGGCCUCACUAAUAACAAACACAACAACAACUGGACACCUGGACCACUGAGCAACAGCUGGAGCAGAGACUACAGCUCAGAGAGCACUGGUUGGACCUCAGAUAGCUCCAGCAGGACCAGUAGCUGGCUGGUGUUGCGUAAUCUCACUCCUCAGAUUGAUGGUUCCACCCUGAGGACACUGUGUAUGCAGCACGGUCCUCUCAUUACGUUCCACCUCAGUCUGCCACAGGGGAACGCGCUGGUGCGCUACAGCUCUAAGGAGGAAGCAGCUAAAGCUCAGAAAUCCCUGCACAUGUGCGUUCUGGGUAACACUACCAUCUUGGCGGAGUUUGCCGGAGAGGAGGAAGUGACUCGUUUUUUCUCUCAGGCUCAGUCGUUCCCACCCUCUGGCAGCUCCUCCCACCCCACCUUGGGGCAAUGGGGCACAUCAACCACCAAGGGAGGUGGUAACCCAGGGGGUGGAUCUAACGGGGCUGGGGCGGAGCUGCUGUGGGGCGGAGUCCAGCAGACGUACUCCAGUUUAUGGGGGCCAAUCAAUGGGGAGGAGAGUCGAGUGAUGGGAAGUCCUGUCCCUGUGAACACGCUGCUCCCUGGAGACCUGCUGAAUGGAGAGAACAUGUAGACCACACAACAACAACAACAACAACAACAACAACAACAUCAACAACAACAACAACAACAACAUCAACAACAAUAUCAACAACAACAUCAACAACAACAUCAACAACAACAACAUCAACAACAACAUCAACAACAACAACAACCAAUCAGUUUAAGGAUAAUCACUUUCCCUGGAUCUGUUUUUUUAUUAGAAGUAGAAAUAAAAAUAUUAGAAGUAGAUUUUUUUAUCGAUGUAACAGAAGUAAUUGUGAACUGACUGGAAAGUUUUGGAGGAGUUUUAUUUGAAGAAAAAGAAGACGAUGAAGAGACGAGGCGGCCAUUUUAAAUCGACACCUCACAGCCGUGCUGUCUCCUCGCCUGCUCCUGCUUUAAUCUCUUUACCUUCUCUGUGAUUUUUUUUUAAACUUAUCAGCCUUAAGUGUCUCAUUUAUAACUUCUUUAAAAAAAAAACAAAAAAAAAAAAAACAAAACUAAAGAACAUUUUAUAACUUCUGUUUCUGAGCCAACGAUUUGGAUGAGGGACAUGAGACGGCCAAUCAGACUCCCUCUGAAUCUUACAAAAAAAAAACAGCCUGAGGUACAUAGACCCCUCUGUGUGGGUGUGGGUGUAUGUGUGUGUGUGUGGGUGUGUGUGUGUGUAUGUGUGUGUGUGCGCAGGCAGUCAACCAAGCAUUCAUGACAAACCACUAUCUGACAGUUUCUCACUGAGAUCCUCGUGUUUUUGUCCUGAGCGGAUUUCAGUGCCGAAUGUCAGAUGUUUAUUAUUUCUGCGCAGGAUCCGAUGAAGAAGAAACUCCGUGUCCGUGUGAUGUGCUGUGCAAUAUAUCCUUCGUCGUCGUCGUCAUCCUCCUCCUCUGCUUCUUCUGAAAAUCUUUUUGUACGUCAGAUCCGUUCUCCAGAGACUCACGGAUCCAUGCACACUUUCUCUCAAACCGGAGAGAUCCGAGAUCACGGCGGGAAAAACCCGUGUUUCAGGCACAACACCAAAACUACGGAUCUUCUCCUAAUGCAGUACAAACCUUUUCUUUGGGGGGUUUAAUAUAAUAUAUGAACUCAUAUGAUAAGCACUUAUAGACGGACGGAGCGAUUAGGUAAUGAGAGAAAAGAAAAAAAAAACAAAGAAAUAAACAAAGCAAAGACUUUUGUUGCUGAAUUUGAGGCGACUUUAAAAAGACAGAAUCUACAAUCAGACUGAAACUCAGCACGUUUUUACUCUCCGUGGUUUUUUUCCAUCUCCUUCUUUCUGGAUUAAAUCAAAAUGAAUGUCGUUAUUAUUCCAAACGUCUUUAUGGCCUUCGCUGCAUCCGGAAAAAGACACCGGAAAAAAACAGGGAUUAUUAUUAUUAUUAUUAUUAUCCGGACCAGUUACCGACUGAGAAGUGGAUCGGAACGCAGCGGUGCGACGGCGUCGUGUGACGUCACGCCGCCAGGAGGUUGUGAUGUCACGGUAGCGUGUGGACGUCCUCGUGAUGAACUUUGUUGGGAUCUUGUGUGAUGUCGGAAUGCUGGUGUGUCACUGUGUGGGAAUGCUUCAGCGUCACAACGCCAGACAUUAGCGUGUGAGGUCACCUGAUGGUGUAACACGUAGUCACGGUGACGGAACCCUGCGCCCGGGCAAUGCACGACAUCACGACCGUGUGUGGAACGCAGCGACGUUACACGACGACCCGGAAUGUCACGUGACGCCUCUGUGUUUCUUCGGAAGCUCCUGUUCCCUUCGCACGCCCCGGUGCAAUCUGGGUAUUCAGUAACGGUGUGUUGCAGUGCAUUGUGGGAUUCCUGCAGAACAGUGCGCUACAUAGCGGAUGGCGAACGAUUUGGACACGGUGCAGCGUGUGAUGUGUUUCUGUCGCUACGACUAAUCAAAGCCAAAUCAUCACCUCACACAUCUCUGUACCUUCAGCAGGAAACCCAGAACAGGAAACACCAACAACAACAACAACAACAACAACAA